AGUUUCCAUAACAACAGUAACAUGAUUUCAAUUUUUCUACUUUGAGUUAAUCGUGCGUGAUUACAAACUUUUUUAUUACAAUAUUAAAGCUCUGAGGUCUUUAAAAUGGCACCUCCUCCAAAAUCUCGAGCAGACAAGACAUCUAAAUCAUAUACAACUCCAGCUCCUGCAAUAACACAGGAUAUAAUACCUGGAAAAUUUAAUGACAGAGACUGGAAUUUUAUGCUGGAGACCGAUGACAAUGAAGAAUUUGUCUAUGAAAUCACCGAAGAAAUUGUAGAAAAUGCAUUAGAUUUAAUAUUUAAAGGAUAUAUUGGUAAUCAACUUAUUCCAUUUACUGUCGCUCAAGCUAAGGAAGCCCUAUUAGAUCUUAUUGAGUGGCGAUUUUUGCAAAGAGACGAAGGAGAGAUUGCAGUUGAAUGGCUAGAAGAGGAAGAACAGAUAGAAGAGAGACCGUGUAGUCCAAAACAGGCAUGGUCAUUGUGGACAGAAGAUGAAGAGCCUCCAACCCCUGUACCUGAUUGUUGGGCCCAAGGAGUAGUACCGGUUGAAGUUCGAAGAGUUUCGUCUGCCAGGAGCCAGAAGGAGGAGCCAAUACCAGAGGAGACUGUUGAAGAUGCUGAAAAUGCUAAAGCCCAUAUACCUUCCAUUCAAGAAGAAACAAGGGAAGAAGUUGAAAGGGAAGAUGCUGAACGAAUUGAGGAAAAUACUGAGAACGAUCAGAACGAAGAAGAUACUCAGCCAUAUGAAAAACAGACUUCAGAGAAAGAGGAAAUUGCAGUAUUAGAACCCAAAUCAGAUGUUCAAGAGCGAAGAAAAGAUGAGAGAAAGAAGCAAGAUUUGAAGAAACGGAAAAAAACUUAUAAACCACAUGUUGGCAGUUUACCGAAAGCAAAUCUAGGACCGAUGGAAAGUUUAGAUCAAACCGAAAAUCGUCUGUGUUUUGAAGAAGUUAUGAAAUACGUAUCGGGAAUCGAAAGGGAAAGAAGUAUUAAUGAUUUAGAUCCGAAAGCUCUACUAUUACCUUUAUCCGCCCAAUCGCUGAUCAAGUUGCAAGGAGGAAGACCGCCAGCAACUCGAGAUGUCUUUUAUGAUGAUUAUGGUAAUGUUAUAGGCGUAACGAAAAUCAAACCGGAGCAAUUGCCAUCUCAUAAAGUAAAUGUUAAAGUAAAGGUCACCGAUCCAUCUCUGGCAAAACAAAGAAAAUUCACCCGUAAAACAGAAUCCUCGUUAGUCAACACAUCUCUUGAUGAGAAAGUACCGAAUGCAACAACAGCAUCCUCAAAAAAGCCAAUAGGAAAUACACUUUUAGAGACUAUUGACGUUGCUCCUGGUGUUCUCGUAAAAGAAGGUGAGCGAAUUAAAAAAGGACCAAAACAGAACGUGCGUAGAACAAAUCAGGGUGUAUCUCUAGAAGCUGAAUUACGUCCGAUAGAAACUGUUGCUAGAGUUCCAAUUACAACUGUAAAAGAGAUUUUAGAUCAUCAGAGUCCUGUUGUUAAACCUUUACCACAAACUCCACCCAUUCCUCCAAUACCGUCAAGUGCUAGUUACACAUCAGACAUUUACUGA
Messenger RNA from Dimorphilus gyrociliatus, 1572 nucleotides. NCBI's taxonomy places the organism in Eukaryota, Metazoa, Annelida, Polychaeta, Dinophilidae. The record is from the annotation of a GenBank genome assembly.